AUGGCAGGUCCGCUACCUAAGAAAUCUAAAAUAAAUGUUCGGACAUUCCAGCCCUCGUGGACAGAAGAGUGGGGUUUUGUGUUUCAGAAGGACCGUGCUAUGUGUACUUUAUGUCUGGAAAAUGUUGUCUGCCGGACGUCAAGUGUCAAACGGCAUUUUGAGACCAAACACAAGACAACUUUCAAGGAUGAGGCAGACAAGGCUGAAUCCAUCAAAUGUGCCAUGUCUGGUUAUGGGAAACAGGCAAACACUCUCAAAGCCUUUGCCACUGCUAACAAUGAUUCUACCGAAGCAAGCUAUCGCAUUGCUCAUUGCAUCGCGAAACAUGGAAAGCCAUUCACUGACGGUGAAUAUAUUAAGGAGGCUUUCCUCUGUAGCUCAGAGGUUUUGUUUAAUUCCUUACCAAACAAAGAGACAAUAAAAUCAAGAAUAAAAGCAAUUCCAGUGUCAGCCAGAUCUGUUGAACGACGCAUCGAGGAACUGGCAGAAAACGUUUGCGCGCUGCAGACAGCUGGUUUGAAAGAAGCCACGGUAUUCAGCGUUGCACUGGAUGAGAGCGUGGACGUGAACGACAUACCACGCUUGGCAGUCAUGGUAAGAUACUGUGAUUCGACUGUAAGAGUAGAGCUUUGCUGCUUAAAACCAAUGCCUGAAACAACAAAAGGUGAGGACAUAGCCAAAGUUUUUAUGGAGCAUUUUGAGGAGCGAGGGAUUGACAUAAGCAAGAUUUUUGCAGUGACAACAGAUGGCGCUCCCGCCAUGGUCGGGCGAAACAAGGGUGCGGUCACAUUAAUUGAGAAACAAGUCGGUCACCCCGUCAUGAGACUCCACUGCAUAAUACACCAAGAAAACCUCUGUGCAAAGAUGUCAAAUUCAGAUCUUAACGAGGUUGUGGCCACAGUGGUGAAGAUUGUUAACUUCAUAGUCAAGCGAUCUGCUCUGACACACCGACAGUUCCAAUCCCUGCUGGAGGAAAUGGACAGCUCAUACAAAGAUCUCCCUCUCCACUCGGCAGUUAGGUGGCUAAACUGUGGAAAGGUUUUGGAGCGGUUUGUUGGCUGCUUUGAUGCCAUAAGGGCCUUCCUGGCUAAAAAAGGCCAAGACUUUCCAGAGCUCGAGGAUGAGAAAUGGGUCGUGAAACUUAUGUAUCUCACAGAUAUUACUGGACACCUCAACGAGCUCAAUUUCAAACUGCAAGGCGCAGGUCAAACUGUUUUGGACAUGUUUGACACAUGGAAGGCUUUUGUUGGAAAGCUGGCAGUUUUUUCAGAUUAUGUGGCCACUUCCACUUUCCGCUACUUCACCCACUUGAUGGAGCUGUCCAUGCAGCACAGCAUCAGCACAGCUGAAAUAUGCAAAUACAUCAGCGAGCUGGAGUCGGAGUUUACAACACGAUUCGGGGAAUUUCAGAAGUAUGGACCCAUGUUCUCUUUCUUGAUCAAUCCCGACAGCUUUGAUGGACAUGAACUGGAUGUAUCUGUGAUAGGCUGGCUGGAUACACAGGACAUGAUAAUGCAGCUGAUUGAGUAG
Gymnodraco acuticeps is the source of this 1530-nucleotide messenger RNA. RefSeq names its product general transcription factor II-I repeat domain-containing protein 2-like. The coding region runs from base 1 to 1530 and encodes 509 amino acids. The record is from RefSeq and is a predicted model, not a curated record. The transcript has a single exon. NCBI's taxonomy places the organism in Eukaryota, Metazoa, Chordata, Actinopteri, Perciformes, Bathydraconidae.